This is a messenger RNA of Adelges cooleyi (spruce gall adelgid), 4273 nucleotides long. RefSeq names its product NPC intracellular cholesterol transporter 1-like. Lineage: Eukaryota; Metazoa; Arthropoda; Insecta; Hemiptera; Adelgidae. Gene Ontology annotation, molecular function: lipid carrier activity. Gene Ontology annotation, cellular component: membrane. The coding region runs from base 123 to 3944 and encodes 1273 amino acids. The transcript has 21 exons. The record is from RefSeq and is a predicted model, not a curated record.
UUUCGAUCCAUGUAGACCGGUUCUCUUCAUUCAUAGUGCCGAUUCCGUAAACACCGGUUGGCUGUCUUUGGUCUUGAGGUGUAAUGUGUGAGCGUACUUAAGAAAAUCAUAAAACUAAUAAUAUGGCGACGAGUUACGCCAUGUCGCCGGUAAUCAUAGUGCUAUCAAUAUUUUGUAACUAUUUCGCUUCGAGUUUGGCUCUUGAAAGUACGUGUGUUUGGUAUGGCGAAUGCGAUUAUAUUGGUGAAUUGCCUUUAAACUGUCGUUACGAUGGACCUCCAAAACCGUUGACCGAUACACAAUCGUUGGAAGUACUUCAAACAUGGUGUCCGGAUUUUUUAAAGGAUAACACGGACGAAAAUGGUACGUUGAGCACUUGUUGCGGUGCCGACCAACUGAAAACGGUCGCUACAAACAUCGUACAGGCUGCAAACUUUUUGACCAGAUGCCCAUCGUGUAUGCGAACAUUUGGGAGGUAUGUCUGCGAGAUGGUGUGUUCGCCGAUCCAGAGCAGUUUCAUGAACGUCACCAAAACGAAAUUGUCGGAAUCGGGAAAAGAGGCCAUACAAGAAUUGGAUUUUUACAUAUCCGACACGUACAUGCAAGGGGUCUACGACUCGUGCAAGUCGGUGUCGAACCCGGCCACCGGUGAACUGGCCAUGGACGUUAUAUGUUCCGGAGCGGUAGGAUGUAACGCACAAAAAUGGUUUAAGUUUAUGGGGGACAAUCCGUACUUGGCUUUUAUCAUUAAGUACAUACCAGUUAUGCAGCGCAAGGGUGCGUCUCAAGGAUUGCGAGCACCAGUUACACCAUGUAACCAACCUUUCGACAAUAAAACUACCGCUUGUAGUUGCAUGGAUUGCGAAGAAAGUUGUCCCGUACCGGACGACUAUAUAGAACCCGAGGAACCGCUCACUGUGGCUGGCAUUGAUAUUCUAACCUUUCUGUCGGCAAUUUUGUUUUGCGUUAUUACAAUAACCUUUUUCAUCUACUGUUGCUUUCAACGUUUGAAACGUAGCCGCAAGAGUGAAUUAAAGACCGAAGAGCAAACGUAUUCAUUUCUCGGACAACUAAAGAAAUUUAAGCGGAGCAAAAUGGAAAAUGCGUUCUAUAACAUUGGAAAGUUUUGUGCCGAAAGACCUUGGAUGUCGUUUAUGUUUGGGGUGUGUUUGAUCACCACGAUGAGUCACGGUAUCCACUUCGUAAAAAUCACCACGGAUCCCGUUGAGUUGUGGUCAUCAACAAAAAGCCAAUGCCGCCAAGAACGCGAGUACUUUAAUCAGAAUUUCAAGCCGUUCUUCCGUACUCAACAAGUGAUAAUCGUCCCGAAUGGCAUCGAUAACAUUCACUAUAAUUCUUCCAAUGGAUACGUCGAAUUCGGACCAGUUUUCAAUCGGACAUUUUUGGGGGCCGUGAGAAAGUUACAAGGACAAAUCGAAGCUCUCGGAAGUCCUGACAAUGGGCUGAACAAAGUUUGUUUCGCGCCGUUAACGUCAAAAUUCACCGGCCCGCCCAAAGUGUCCGACUGUGUCGUACAGAGUGUUUGGGGUUAUUUCGGGAAUAAGGAAUAUAAAAUGGAUCGCGUGUCUCCGAAUAAAGAUGGGACGAAAUAUACAUACUUGGACAAAUUUAUGACGUGUUUUCAAAAUCCUUACAACCCUUCGUGUUUGGCUCCCUACGGUGGCCCGAUUGAUCCGACGGCCGCGCUAGGAGGGUUUUCCGACUCCAACGAGGCUAUAUCUAAAAAAUCCCCUUUCCAAAAAUCUACCGCCUUGUUGCUAACGUUCGUGCUCAACAAUCACAACGAUAAAUCGAUGUUGAAGGACGUUCUGCUCUGGGAACAAAAGUUUUUACAGUUUAUGAAGAACUGGACCGAAGAAUCCAAACCGCCCUACAUGGAAGUAGCCUAUUUUUCAGAACGGGCGAUAGAAGACGAAUUGGACCGGGAAUCCCGAUCGGAUGUAUCAACUAUAGCUAUCAGUUACAUAGUGAUGUUAUUGUACAUUGUUCUGGCUCUGGGUCAGUCCAAAUCCUUGUUGGGCUUUUUCGGCGUGGUCUUAGUCAUCGCAUCUAUUAUAUGCUCUGUUGGAUUCUAUGGUUUGAUCGGAGUUCCGCUAUCUUUAAUCAUACUCGAGGUAAUACCUUUCAUCGUCCUCGCUGUGGGCGUCGACAAUAUAUUCCUGAUGAUUCAAACUUAUCAGCAAAUGAAAAUGAAAGAAAACGAAGACAUUCCCGAUUAUAUAGGCAGAGUACUGAGAAAAACUGGGCCGUCGAUUUUGAUUACAACGGCUUCCGAGUCCGCUUGCUUUUUAAUCGGUGGGUUGUCUGAAAUGCCUGCCGUCAAAGCAUUUGCUCUGUACGCUGCCAUGUCCUUGAUGAUGAACUUCAUUCUACAAAUCACAUUUUUUGUUGGUCUUCUAGCACUCGAUGCGAAAAAAAAAUCAAAAAAAAAAGUCAAAAACAGCAAUAAUUUCGUCCGUGAAAUAUUCCAAAAGCGGUACGUUCCAGUUUUAUUGAAGAGUUACGUACGGCCAAUGAUUAUACUAGUGUUCAGUGCUUGGUUCUGCACGAGCAUCACUGCUAUUCCAAAAAUCAACAUAGGCUUGGAUAUCGAGUUGACCAUGACUGAAGACUCGUAUGUGCUCAAAUACUUUCAAUUUAUGAAACAAUAUUUGUCGACCGGACCUCCAGUUUAUUUUGUCGUCACAGAGGGACUUAACAUGACCAACGAGCAAGAUCAAAAUCUUCUCUGCGGUGGUAGAAACUGUGAUCCGUAUUCAGUGCCCAAUCAAAUAUACAGAGCAGCCAAAUCACCCAAAUCGACAUACAUUAAUAGGCCGUCUACUUCUUGGAUUGAUGACUACUUUGAUUGGUCAAACUUGCCGAAUUGUUGCAAGUACUAUUCGGCUAACUCAAGUUUUUGUCCUCACACAGAUAGUGCAUGUGAGAGUUGUACGAUUAGUAAAAAUAGCCAGGAUCGUCCGGACGGCGAAAGUUUUACCAAGUUUUUACCAUUUUUCCUUCAAGACAAUCCAGAUAAACAGUGUUCGAAAGCUGGUCAUGCCGCUUACAGCGAUGCUGUUUCUAUCUAUAACGAUACGGUGGGUGCUAGUUAUUUCAUGACGUUUCAUUCGGUACUGAAGACUUCUGAAGAUUUCUUUGAGUCAUUGCGAUCUGCAAAAUCCAUAGCGAAUAACAUGACUAAUACGAUUAGGGAGAAGAAACCGAACUCCACGGUAACCGUAUAUCCUUACAGUGUAUUCUACAUUUUCUACGAACAGUAUUUGAAUAUGUGGCACGUUUGUAUUCAAAAUAUAGGGUUGUCCUUAGCAAUAGUGACGCUCGUCGUGUGGGUAUUGACUAAAUUUGACCACAAAUCGGCCGUCACUCUGUUGUUGGUGAGUACAAUGAUAACGAUAGACUUGCUGGCCGUCAUGCACUAUUGGGAUAUAUCACUCAAUGCGGUAUCGCUGGUCAACUUGGUUAUGUCCAUAGGUAUUAUGGUGGAAUUUUGCGGUCACAUCAUUUUCCAUUAUGCCAAGUCGGAUAUUCCGUGUCCUGUCGAGAGGGCUAACAAUUCAUGCGUCAACGUCGGGAGUUCCGUUUUUUCCGGAAUCAUGUUGACCAAAUUCGCCGGACUUGCUGUGCUAGGGUUUGCCAACACGCCGGUGUUUAAAAUAUUCUAUUAUCGGAUGUACAUGAGCAUUGUCAUCAUAGCUGCUUUACACGGCUUAGUUUUCUUGCCGGUGUUGUUGAGUUACAGUGGCACACCCAAAACGAAUUCAAAUCUUGGUCAAAACUCUCUAUGGGUUGAUGUUGAUAAUAAAUCCAAAGACGCCACAGGACAUUCACUUCAGCUGAUAGAAGAGUGCCACAUAACACCGAAGAACGGGGUAAACCAAACGACAAGUGACACAAACGUUGAUGACGGUCAACAGUGUUGAUCACUGGUCGUCUCGAUCUCUACAGGUUUAAGUUAGAAUCUAGUCGGUUUCGGUUUGGGUUGGGUCGGGUUGGAUGUUGGGUAUACAUUUUUUUCUUCACUGCCUUUCUUAUCGAUUGUUUCCUUAAAUAAUAUAAUUCCUAAGUAUACUAUUUCUAUAAAUUAUUUUUACUUCCUAGUGUUACAAUACGUUAUAAUAAGAUUUUAUUUAUGUAUACAAAAACGGUACUAUUUUUAGUCGUAUAAGAUGUUAAUUUGUGUUAUUAUUGUUAUUCUUUCAAUAUGUGAGACUUAGUCAGUGUAUCUAAUAAAAGACUAUGCUGAUGUACA